This is a messenger RNA of Emiliania huxleyi CCMP1516, 1215 nucleotides long. RefSeq lists its product as hypothetical. The transcript is spliced from 4 exons. The coding region runs from base 1 to 1215 and encodes 404 amino acids. Lineage: Eukaryota; Haptophyta; Isochrysidales; Noelaerhabdaceae. Gene Ontology annotation, molecular function: nucleic acid binding. The record is from RefSeq and is a predicted model, not a curated record.
AUGUUCGCGGUUCUGGCGCUGCUGUCGCUCGCUGGCGUGCUCGCCGCCGGCCUGGCCCUUGCGUCCGCGCGGCGUUCGCCCGCCCGCGCUUCGCGUCGCACGCAGUCCCUGCUGCCGCUCCUCCACCCGUCGGACGCGCCGCUGGGCUCGCCUCCGCUGGACUCGCCGCCGCCGUCGCCAACUGGCUUCGGCCCGCUCGGCUCCUCAUCCGCGCUCUCAGAUGACUUGCGCUGGCGGAUUGUGUACAAGCGCCUCGUCUUUGACAUGACCUUCGCCGAGAUCGCGGACGACCUCCUCGUCUCAGAGAGUUCGGCGUGCGAGAUCUGGAGACGCUUCGAGACGCCGCCGCACGACAUCUCUUCGCACCAGGGCGAGCGGCUGAGCCCGGCAAUCGUGCCGCCCGAGUUGCAUCCGCAACUUCUGGACUGCCUGACCCAGUGCAACAUGGAGGAUAGCCUGAGCGACAUCUGCAGUGCCUUCUACAACGUGACCGGCAUCCGCAUGAGCAUCCCGACGAUGUGCCAGACGCUGAAGCGGAUGGGCAUGACGCGCAAGCGGGCGCGCUAUCCCUCACCUCCUCACCAGAGACUCUCCCUGCUGGUCGAGGCGUACGACGCGCGAAAGGCGCAAGACUUUGUGACCCACAUUCUCAACAACUACAACCUCGAGCAGCUCAUCUGGAUCGACGAGUCGGCUGUGGACAAGCGGCUGCUCAACAAGCGCUACGGCUAUGCGCUGCGCGGCCUGCGGGCCGACUCGAGCCGAGGCAUCCUCGCGCGGGGCAAGCGCCACUCGAUGCUGGGCUUCUUCGACGUCAACGUGGGCCACGUGGGCCACGUCACGGUCGAGGGGGGCUUUGACUCGGAGGCGUUUGCAUCCGCGUGCACCGACCACUUGAUGCCGGUGAUGAGCAAGUUCACGCAGUGCUUUGGCAUGGAGCAGCGAUCGGUCGUCAUCAUGGACAACUGCGGCAUCCACCGAAACCAGCAGCUUCUGAACCUCUUCCACUCUCGCGGCUUCGUGGUCGAGUUCUUGCCCCCCUACAGCCCCAACGUCGCACCCCAUGAGAAGUGCAUCCGGCAGGUGAAGGACUCAGUGCGCGACUUUGAGAAGCAGCUGCGCGACGUCGACGCCCCGACGCUGAUCGACUUUGGAUGCUCGACCGUCACCGCCGAGGUCAUGCGCUCGGCGCUGCGUGAGUGUGGCUAUGUUUAA